Labrus mixtus (cuckoo wrasse) is the source of this 2562-nucleotide messenger RNA. RefSeq names its product caM kinase-like vesicle-associated protein. Gene Ontology annotation, cellular component: intracellular anatomical structure. Gene Ontology annotation, molecular function: ATP binding; calmodulin binding; calcium/calmodulin-dependent protein kinase activity. The coding region runs from base 241 to 1482 and encodes 413 amino acids. The transcript is spliced from 11 exons. The record is from RefSeq and is a predicted model, not a curated record. Gene Ontology annotation, biological process: peptidyl-serine phosphorylation. NCBI's taxonomy places the organism in Eukaryota, Metazoa, Chordata, Actinopteri, Labriformes, Labridae.
CCAUCACACGUUCACGUAAUACUCCGUGAACACGCUGACUUGUUGGAAAUGCUCGAGUAUCUCAGAUCUGUCUGAUAGCGCACACUGGCUGCAGGAUCAGCGGAGGGAAAAAAGUGAAGCCAAGCCAAGAAAACACACUCCACUAUUAGACUGAGGAUUGGAUUAUUGAUUAGCACCAGUUGACUUCAUUGAAGGUUGUGUUGUGGCAGCACUUUCCCUGGCUAAAGGGCACGAGCUGCCAUGCCAUUUGGCUGCCUGACACUCGGGGAGAAGAAGGAUUACAACAAUCCCUCAGAGGUCACAGACAAAUAUGACCUCGGACAGAUCGUUAAAUCGGAGGAGUUUUGCGAGAUAUUCAGGGCGAAGGAUAGGAACACCUUGAAAAUGUACACCUGUAAAAAGUUCCACAAAAAGGACGGCAGGAAAGUGAGGAAAGCUGCCAAGAAUGAGAUAAUGAUCCUUAAGAUGCUAAAACAUCACAACAUUCUCCAGCUGGUCGACGAUUUUGAAACCAAGAAGGAGUACUUCCUUUUUCUGGAGCUUGCCACGGGCAGAGAGGUGUUUGACUGGAUCUUAGAUCAAGGAUAUUACUCUGAGAGGGACACCAGCAAUGUGAUGAGGCAGGUGUUGGAGGCCGUGGCUUACCUGCAUUCUCUGAAAAUUGUCCACAGAAAUCUUAAGCUGGAGAACUUGGUGUACUUUAAUCGUUUGAAGCACUCAAAAAUCGUCAUCAGUGACUUCCAGCUAGCAAAACUGGAGAAUGGACUCAUUAAGGAUCCAUGUGGGACUCCAGAAUAUCUGGCUCCGGAGGUGGUCGGGAGGCAGAGAUAUGGACGACCAGUGGACUGUUGGGCCAUAGGUGUCAUCAUGUACAUACUAUUGUCUGGAAACCCUCCUUUCUAUGAUGACUCUGAUGAAGAAGACCCGGACAAUCGUGACAAGAACCUUUUCCUAAAGAUUUUGUCUGGAGACUAUGAGUUUGAUUCACCAUAUUGGGAUGACAUUUCAGAUUCAGCCAAAAACUUAGUGGCAUCUUUGAUGGAGGUGGACCAAGAUCAGCGACUGACUGCUCAGGAAGCCAUUGCACAUGAAUGGAUUUCUGGAAAUGCAGCCUCCGACAAGAACAUCAAGGAUGGUGUUUGUGCACAAAUAGAAAAGAACUUUGCAAAAGCAAAGUGGAAGAAAGCUGUCAGAGUGACCACCCUCAUGAAGAGACUCCGGGCCUCCGAGCAGGGAGAUCCUGCUGCUGCAGGGGCUGCAGCUGACCCCAACACACCCGGCGACGCUGCUGGUCCUCCACCUGGCAGUAGUGGGAGCUUUGCUGCCAGUAUUAAGGCUGCUCUUAGUGAAAAGGCUCCAGACACACAGACUGCAACCAACCCUACACUCGCCCUCCCCACUGCAGCCAGACAGGAGGAGCAGCCACAGGCGCGCUGCAAUGGAGAUGUUCCCCAAAUGUUGCCGCAAAGCAAGGGAGACUAGGCACGAGAAGAGACCCUCGUCCCACAACACAUGUGCAGUAGAGUCAAUACAUUUGGCAAGAGAAAACCAUGUCUAUGCUGUUUAACUAACCCCCCCGUUUGCUGAGUUCCUCACAGCGUCAUGCUUUUACCAUCCUCUUAGUCUUGAUUGGUCUUUUGAAUAGUGUUCUCCAUUCUCCCUUGUUAUUUUAUGUAGAGGUCCCUUUAAAGCUAGUUGCUAAGUAGCUCUUUUGUUGUUUCUUUUCCCUGAAAACUGUAAAAAUUCAUGGUGUAAAUUAGUGAAAUCAACCCAUCUGUAUUCAUCUGCUCUUUGUAUUGAGGUGUGGGUGUCUGUUUGAGCCAAUUGCUAUUUUUUUGGCUUCAGAACUUACUAAUCUAAGUUCAUAUUGUUACUUAAAAUUAUGAGUUAAAAGCAUUGGUAAAUUGAUAACAGUGAGAUUUUUAAGAAAUGUGUCAAUUUAUUACACUACUUAUUUAAGUUAUUUCUUAAAAAAACACAUACAUCUAAUUGGAAUACAUCAUGCUGAUUUCUUUGUCAAAUUUACUUAUUAGGUAAAAAUGAGCUAAACAUGAUCAAAAAAUGUAUUCUUCCUAAUUAGAUAUGUGCAGUACAACUUCAGUCAGCUUACAUUUUUAUGGCAGCAAGAAAGCAUACUUUUAAGUUUAAGUGCCUUAAUAUUUGUUGCAGUUUUGUGCUAAAAUGUUUCAAAAGAAACAGCUUCAUUAUAAUUGCUUACUGAUUUCUUUGAAAUGUUUUAGCUGUUUUCUCUCCUAUAUUUAGUUCAACGCUGCUGUAUUGAUACUCGUGUUCUGUCCUAUUUCACACUUAAACUGAAAUACAAAAAACGACAUUUAGAGCAUUGUAUCUGGAGUGAUGUUUUAGCUGUUGUUAUUGUGUUAUCACUCGUAAUUUGUAAAUUUCAGUGGUUAAAGCUGAUUCCAUAACAUGUACCACUAUGUAUAUUUGCAUUGUAUACAUGUGUAUUUUUUUAUUUGUGUACUUAGCAACAUUUAGCUGAGCUAACAGGUUGCUACGCUUGUGAAUGAAUAAAACUAGCAAUACUCUUAUUGCUGAAACUGA